UGAUGGGUGGCGCCAUAUAGAAAUAGGGAGCACAGUUUGACAUAACCAUUAUUCUAACUGAUUUUCCCACCAAAACCCUCUCUACUUCUUCAGCUUAACCGCAAACCACAGCCAUCAUUCUCUCUUUUCUCCAUCUCUCAAAGAAAUCUCGCCCAAAACCAAGAAAAUCCAAGCUUGCCUGCAGCAAUGCCGGAAAGAUUCUUCACACUUCCGGCGCGAUUUCUUAUUCUCUUCGCAAUCGCCGCUCUGAUCUCUCUACCCCUAUCACAUUCUCAACAAAGUCCGGCGUAUCUGGGGCUGGUGUCGAACGCCACUGAAUUUCCGGCGGAAGAUUACUAUGACUACAUAAUUGUAGGCGGCGGCACAGCCGGCUGCCCACUGGCGGCGACGCUGUCGGAAGGGUUUAGGGUUCUUGUUCUGGAGAGGGGGGGAGUUCCAUUUGGGUUCCGAAAUCUGAUGAGUCGCGACGGUUUCCUCACAACAUUAAUGGAAGUUGAUGCCCACGACUCCCCUGCUCAAUCCUUCACAUCCGAAGAUGGAGUUCCCAACGCCAGAGGCAGAGUUCUUGGCGGAAGUAGUGCGAUUAACGCCGGUUUCUACAGCAGAGCCGAUCCAGAUUUUUACAACAAAUCGGGGAUCGAUUGGGAUCUUAGAAUGGUGAAUCAAUCGUACGAAUGGGUUGAAAAGGCGAUCGUGUUUAGGCCGGAGUUAAGGAUUUGGCAGUCUGCCGUUCGUGAUGCGUUGUUGGAGGCCGGGAUCGAUCCCUACCACGGCUUCAGUUUGGAUCACAUCGUCGGCACCAAGAUCGGCGGCUCCACCUUCGACAGCUCCGGCACUAGGCACAGUGCGGCGGACCUUCUCAGCUACGCCAAUCCCCGCAACCUUAAGGUGGCGGUGCAUGCUAGCGUCGAGAGAAUUCUGCUGGCACCUACUGCCGCGAAGCAGAGUGCGAUUGGUGUGAUUUUCCGCGAUCGAAAUGGGGGUUUUCACCACGCAAUGGUGCGUGACAAUGGUGAAGUGUUGGUGUGCGCAGGGGCCCUGGGCAGCCCUCAGCUGUUGCUGCUGAGCGGCAUUGGGCCGCGGCCUUAUCUUGCAUCGUGGGGGAUUCCGGUGGCGCUGCACUCGCCCUACGUGGGGCGCUUCUUGUAUGAUAACCCAAGAAAUGGGAUCUCGAUUGUGCCACCGGUGCCCUUGGACCAUUCUCUGAUUCAAGUUGUUGGCAUCACCAAUUCUGGUGCUUAUCUUGAAGCAGCAUCCAACAUUGUGCCCUUCCUUUCCCCUGCAAGACCCAUCUUCAUUAGGCCUGCUAGCUCAUCUUAUGUCACGGUUGCCACUCUAAUGGAGAAGAUAGUCGGCCCCCUCUCCGCAGGGUCUCUGAGAUUGGCAUCCACAGAUGUUAGGACCAACCCCCUUGUUCGUUUCAACUACUUCAGCAACCCCACUGAUCUUGAGCUGUGCAUAAAUGGCACAAGAAGGAUUGCUGAUGUGCUCAACACACGUUCCAUGGAUGAAUUCAAGGCGCAUCAGUGGUUCGGAGGAAGAGAGUUUAGGUAUGUGGGAACACCACUGCCGCGUGAUCAGCUCAACGACGAGGACAUGGGGGAGUUCUGCAGGCGGACUGUGAGCACAAUAUGGCACUACCAUGGUGGCUGCCUCAUGGGGAAGGUGGUGGACAGAAACCUCAGAGUGGUUGGCGUUCGAGGGCUUAGAGUUGUCGAUGGCUCCACCUUUAAGUUGUCGCCUGGCACCAACCCUCAGGCUACUCUUCUCAUGAUGGGAAGGCAUUUUGGCUUGAAGCUGCUUAGAGAGAGAACAUGAAGGAAGCUGGUUAGAUAGAGUGGCUGCAAAUGCAGUCUUAAAAGAAGAGUCUUUGUUUUGUUAUGUUAUGCAGUUUGAGCAUAACAGCUUUUAUGUGCAGUAGUAGCAUCAUAUGUAGGAGUAGGAUGAGCGGCACAGAUAGUUUUUGUUGUGCUUCAUUGAUUCAAGAUCAAACUGAUAAUGGGAAAUUGAAUGAGUUCAAUCACUUAUCUGCUUUUGUGAUAUUGAUGAUGA
Molecule: messenger RNA, 2052 nt
Organism: Salvia miltiorrhiza (redroot sage)
Lineage: Eukaryota; Viridiplantae; Streptophyta; Magnoliopsida; Lamiales; Lamiaceae
Product: (R)-mandelonitrile lyase-like
Exons: 3
Coding region: 187-1818 (543 amino acids)
Molecular function (GO): flavin adenine dinucleotide binding; oxidoreductase activity, acting on CH-OH group of donors
Source: RefSeq, a predicted model, not a curated record